Solea senegalensis (Senegalese sole) is the source of this 1132-nucleotide messenger RNA. It is a transcript of the gene pthlha, whose product is annotated as parathyroid hormone-like hormone a. Gene Ontology annotation, biological process: bone mineralization; osteoblast development; regulation of chondrocyte differentiation. Gene Ontology annotation, molecular function: peptide hormone receptor binding; hormone activity. NCBI's taxonomy places the organism in Eukaryota, Metazoa, Chordata, Actinopteri, Pleuronectiformes, Soleidae. Gene Ontology annotation, cellular component: extracellular region. The record is from RefSeq and is a predicted model, not a curated record. Bases 317 to 943 code for a protein of 208 amino acids. The transcript has 4 exons.
CCUGCUCGGGCUGUGAGGGAUCAUGCAGCAGAAGCUCCUGUCAGAGCAACCUGCAGCAGCAGCAGACGCAGCUGGAGCCGCCGCUGCCUGCCAACUCUCACCUUUGACCUGUGGACACCUGGAGGACACGCGUCUCUGCUCGUCUCUGACCUGAGGGGAUUUUCACUCUGAGGGAAUAAAAAGGAAAACUUGUGGACAUCUGUGGAGAUUUUUUUAUUUUUUUUAGUUUGAUUGCGCUGAGGUGUCCUCACCUGGAUUUGGUCUCAUAGUGGACACUCUUAGGACGGACAUAACUCCGCCGUGGGACAACUCCAGGAUGUUCUGCUCCAGGAGAGUCCUGCAGCGCUGGAGCUUCGCUCUCUUCCUCCUCUGCUCGCCGGCGCCGCUCUUUGGACGUCCCAUGGACGCGCUCAGCAGCAGGAUAAAGCGCUCGGUGACUCACGCUCAGCUGAUGCACGACAAAGGUCGGAUGUUGCAGGACUUUAAACGUCGCAUGUGGCUGCAGGAGCUUCUGGAGGAAGUCCACACGCCGGAGAUCCGCGACCUUCCCAUCCGGACCACGGGGGCAGUUGGUGGAGGCGGCGGCGGCAGCAGCACUACCGGCGCCGGCGUCGGGCUGCCGGGCGUCAGCCUGAGCACCACGGGCAGCACCCUGCACUCCAAACCACCGGGGGGAACCAAGAACCUCCCGAUCAGCUUCAGGCUGGAGGAGGAGGAGGGAACCAACCUGCCACAGGAGACCAACAAGUCGCAGACGUACAAAGACGGCGUCCUCAAGGCGCCGGGCAAGAAGAAGAAGAAAGGGCGGUCCGGGAAGAGGAGGGAGGGCGAGAAGAGGAAGAGGAGGGCGCGUUCGCUCGGCUGGAGGCUGGACGAAGACCCCGGGAGUGGACUCCACCUGGAGUGGAGGUCCCUGCUCGGCCUGCAGAGGGCACUGCUUUGAGACGCUGUCAGUCUCUGACACAGAAACCCACAGAACGUCGGAGUGGACUCCUAAAUACUCGUGUUACAGUCUCCUGUAAUAGUGAUUGUUUGGAAAGAAAUUGGAAAAUAUUUAUUGUCUGUAAAUAUUCUAAAUAUCGCAGAAUAGAUAGCAGAAUAUGAUUAAAAAAGAUUUUAAUCUUUGUGAAUC